Dipodomys ordii (Ord's kangaroo rat) is the source of this 1216-nucleotide messenger RNA. RefSeq lists its product as uncharacterized. NCBI's taxonomy places the organism in Eukaryota, Metazoa, Chordata, Mammalia, Rodentia, Heteromyidae. Bases 59 to 1216 code for a protein of 385 amino acids. The record is from RefSeq and is a predicted model, not a curated record. The transcript is spliced from 6 exons.
UGUGGCCACCUGACCGCUGACGUCCAGGUCUUCCCCAGGCCAGAGCCAUUCAUUGUAGAUGAAGAAAUCGAUCCUAUCCCAAAAGUCAUUAACACAGUGUGCCAAUGAGUCAGGCCUGACCCUGAAUGUGCCAUGCAAUAUAUGGAGCCCAGAGGCAGGCCUGCUGGACAUGUUGGUGAUGAACCUGGUCCCUGCCUACCAGAAAGGCGAUCUCUUCUAUGUUGGAAACUUUCUCCACAAUUAUAGACAGUGGGGGACAAUGGAGCAAGUGCUGGCUAUUGUGUUUAAAAAGUACAGAUUCCCGGGCCGUAACUUCGAGGAAGAUGAACAAGUAAAGAACAGCCUUUGUUCCAUCUUCACCAUGUGGAUGGACUGCUACCCUGCAGAUUUCCGAGAGCCCCAGAACCGACACCCGGUGAAAGAACUGACCCACUAUGCCAUGCUCCACAUGCCCUCCUCAGAUCUGGUCCUCAAUCUGCACGUUCAUCUGGAUGACCUGGAGGAGACCAGGAAGAAUGAGACCAAGAAACAGAGGAAGAAGUCCCUGUGUGGUCACCUCAGAGCUUGCUUUGGCCGCCAUAGAGCAGCUUCUCCUGACCUCCCAAGAAAGAAGCCCUCGGUGAUGUCAAGGAUGGUGCUGGAUGGAGAUCUGGAGCCAUCACUGGACUCCACAAAGCAUGUGCAUGUAGAGGGGUUGCAUGCAUUUGCAGUGAGGCCCCAAAAGGUUGUGAGUCCUGUGGAUAAGACAAUGGUUCUGAACCCCACAUGUGACAGAGCUGAACUUGUAGGGACCCGAAAGAAAGAAGAAAGUAAUAGUGAUUGUCUUCCUCUGACUUUCACAGGCAGCCCAGAUCAGCUCAAAAAGGGUCAAAUCAGCACUCCUCCUGGCAUGCUGGAGGGAGUAGCACACGUGGGGCUGAUGGAAAAUGUCCCCAGUCUGUGCUCAGGGGAACCAAUAAGUGAGGUCCCAAAGUUAGAUGCAGCUCAGGAAAGUGAAUCUGUCCUCAAAAUAUAUCUGGAUAAAUCAGUCCUGCUGCAGCAGAACCAAUCUCCAACAGAGAAAUUAGAAUCUGCCUCUCCUGCAAUUGCAGGAGCAACUCCAAUCAUUCAUGAGGAGAGCUGCACACUUCGAAUCAAUCAGAGCAACUGGGAAGACAGAAAUGAAGAACUUGAAAUUGAAUGCCAGCCGGAGGCCAAAACUCAACAGUUGGUCUGA